UCGCAGAGUUAGUUAACCUAUUAUAACAUAAUAGAAGAUUCACAUGUACAGUGAUUAUCAAUGAUAUACGAUUAAUGUUUUUAUGUGAAUUGAAUUAGAUUAUAUAUCUCUUAAAAUGAAACUAAAAAAUUUACGAAUAAAUCCUUUAAAUCGAAUUCAAAAAGAAAGAAAAGAAGAACCAAGCACUUCAGAAAAUAAAACGUCGGAGGUUAUUUUACCAUCGGACAGCAAUUUUAAUCAUAUAAAGUGCAAAGCAGUACGAUAUAAAAAAUGUCAACAAUUAAUGAAAGAAAAAAUAAAGGCCAAAAAAGAAGCCAAAAAAAAAAGAAUUCAAGAAGGAGGUCCAAAACAAAUUCCACAUACCAUUGAAAGCUUAAGAGAGAAAGAUGAAACUAUUGUCACUGGUAGUCUUGAGGAUGAAGAAAAUGCUGAACUUAAAGUUGAUUUUGAACAUGAUGAAUUUGCUGCUUAUUAUAAGCAUACUUAUGAUCCUAAAGUUUUAAUUACAUAUUGUGAUAAUCCAACAAGGAAAACUAGAAUUUUUGGUGUAGAACUUACAAGGAUAAUACCAAAUUCAAUUUCUUUAUAUAGAAAUCGUUCUGGAGUGAAGAAAAUGGUUAAAAGUGCUAUUGCAAGAAAUUUUACAGAUAUUAUAAUUAUUAAUGAGGAUCAAUGUAAACCUAAUGGUAUGUUAAUUAUUCAUCUACCUGAUGGGCCAACAGCACAUUUUAAGCUUAGCAAUGUUAAAAUAACUCCAGAAUUAAAACGUAGUCAUAAAGAAAUUUCUAAACAUAGACCAGAAGUUAUUUUAACUAAUUUCACAACUCGCUUGGGUUGUACUAUUGGUAGAAUGUUAGGAGCACUAUUUCAUUAUCAACCUGAAUUUAAAGGCAGUAGAGUUGUAACAUUUCAUAAUCAACGAGAUUAUAUAUUCUUCAGACAUCAUAAGUACCAAUUUGAUCUUGAAACAGCUAAGCCUAGAUUAAGAGAAUUAGGACCUAGAUUUACUUUAAGACUAAAAUCUCUGCAACAAGGAACAUUUAACAGUAAACAUGGAGAAUAUGAAUGGCUUAUUCAAGGAAAAAGACAUGAUAUGGAAACUAGUAGAAGAAAAUUCUUUUUAUAAAAACAUAAAUGAUUUUAACAGACAUGUUUUAUUACCUCGAAUAAACAGUGAAAUUGUUAUAAGAAAUAUAGAAAUUUCUAUUUAUUAAGCUCUUAUAAAAUAUAAAUUUAUAAUAAAGAUAUUAAAAUUAA
Molecule: messenger RNA, 1257 nt
Organism: Apis mellifera (honey bee)
Lineage: Eukaryota; Metazoa; Arthropoda; Insecta; Hymenoptera; Apidae
Product: probable ribosome production factor 1
Exons: 3
Coding region: 116-1126 (336 amino acids)
Biological process (GO): maturation of LSU-rRNA; maturation of 5.8S rRNA
Cellular component (GO): nucleolus; preribosome, large subunit precursor
Molecular function (GO): rRNA primary transcript binding
Source: RefSeq, a predicted model, not a curated record